AUGUUAACAUCAGUAUUAUUAAUUCUGAUUAGAUCUGCUGAAAAGAAUGAUCCUAGUAUCAUUAAUCAAAUUUUGACUCUAGCUAGUCAAUUUUGUGAACAAAUCCCAAUGAAACAUUUAUCAUCACCUGUAUUAUCACCGACUACACAUCAUUUCUUGUGGAAACCGUUGCAACCUUUAACAAAUUAUAUAAAUGAAUUAUAUCUAUCAGAAGAUCAACGCAUAUCAAACCAAUGUGUUAAAAUUCUGUUAAGUAUCUCAAUCGUAAAAGGAUCACUAAAAGAUAUUUUAUCUGUAUUGAGAAAGCUAAUAUUCAAUAAGGACGAUGUUUACAAUGUACGAGGUCUGUUACUACAAAUGAACGAUUGUGUAUUAGGAACUAUUAGUAGAAGAGAAGAAAUGAUGCAUAAGACACUUAUUAAAAAAGCAAGUGUCUCAACUUCGCAUUCAGAUUCAAAUGAAGAUGCAAAUGAAAAUGAAGAUGCAAGUGAAAAUGAACAUGCAAGUGAAAAUGAAGAUGCAAAUGAAAAUGAAGAUGCAAGUGAAAAUGAACAUGCAAGUGAAAAUGAAGAUGCAAAUGAAAAUGAAGAUGAAACCGAAGGUGACAAUGUCAACUCAUACGUCAGACAAGACUACGACAAUGAUACAGCAUUGAGCGAAGCUGCAGGUCAGAAUAUUGUCCGAUGA
Molecule: messenger RNA, 687 nt
Organism: Rotaria sordida
Lineage: Eukaryota; Metazoa; Rotifera; Eurotatoria; Philodinida; Philodinidae
Source: the annotation of a GenBank genome assembly